AUGGCUUCACCUGUGAUAGUAAAUUCUUGGACUGAAUGGGGUCCUUUGGAACUCGUCUGUGUAGGAAGCGUACAUGGUAUGUGCUAUCCUGAUGAAACUCCAGCGUAUGCGGGAACUACGGGACCUAGCAACCUGGGUCCUUAUCUUCGAUCGAUUGCAGGGCCGCGACCGCAGCGACGUAUACAGCAAGCCCAAGAUCAGUUAGACUAUUUAGCAGAUUUACUUCGAGCAGAAUCAGUUACAGUUGCGAAUUCCAUCUCUGAAGCUCUAGAUGAAGAUGCUGGAAAGGUCAUUAGUCGACGAGUGACGUCGUUGACAGAAUCUGGUUCCACGGGUACUGGUAAAAUUUUACAUAAAGAUAAAAUAGACGUAUGCCGACCAGUGUCAUCUUCUGAUGAUUUACCACGCUUCAAUCAUCAGAUAUCAACACCUCACUUUAAGUCCAGCUAUCAGUUCGGCUUGUCAUGUCCUCGUGAUCUAAUAAUUACAAUGGGUGAUACAAUAGUAGAAGCUCCUACUGCUGCUCAUAACAGAUAUUUUGAAACCGAGUAUUACAAGAACAUAUUGUAUUCGUUAUGGGAUCGUGAUCCAAAAAUGAAAUGGAUUCAGCCACCAAAACCCACAUGUUCACCAAUACGCAUGUUUCGUGAUAUUGACUUUUGGGAGAAGAUAAGUCGUUUGGAGUUCAAUCGCUCGUUUCAUGCCAAAAAUGGGUAUGAAACAAAUUUAAACGAGACAGAAAUCGCUUUUGACGCAGCAGACAUGAUGCGUAUGGGCAAAGAUAUUUUCUAUAAAAAGUCAGAAACAGCAAAUAAUCAAGGUUUACUCUGGCUUCGUCGAUCGUUCCCUCACCUUCGUUUCCACAUGAUGCACUUUCCAACUAAUGGAAGUCGCCAUCUGGAUGUUGCAUUAGUACCACUCCGGCCUCCGACAUCAGGUUCACAUGGUAUUGUUCUUGUUAACCAGAACUUUCCGCCAAUAGCAAGCGAGAUGAAACUAUUCACUGAUAACGACUGGCGUCCAAUAUGGGCUCCUUUGCCAAACGUUAGCGACGUAGCACCUUUUGCACUUUGUUCAGCAAAUCUCAACAUGAACUUGCUUUCAAUCAAUGAUCAUUGUGUUGUUAUCGAGGAAUGUGAGGUGCCAUUGUAUCGAUUAUUGCACGAUGAACUUGGCUUUGAUGUUAUUACAUGUCCUUUACGAGUACUUAACGAAUUUGGUGGCGGUUUUCAUUGCGUAACAUGGGAUAUUCGUCGUCGAGAUGAUUGCAUAGAUUACUUCCCCGAACAAGAUUAUGAAGCCGAAUGUCAAGUGGAUUUAAACAAUUAUCUCGAUAAAAAGACUUUAACUAAUGAUAAUCCGACAAGUCAUUAA
Molecule: messenger RNA, 1374 nt
Organism: Rotaria socialis
Lineage: Eukaryota; Metazoa; Rotifera; Eurotatoria; Philodinida; Philodinidae
Source: the annotation of a GenBank genome assembly